Trypanosoma rangeli is the source of this 981-nucleotide messenger RNA. RefSeq names its product phosphatidylinositol N-acetylglucosaminyltransferase subunit C. The transcript has a single exon. Gene Ontology annotation, biological process: GPI anchor biosynthetic process. Gene Ontology annotation, cellular component: glycosylphosphatidylinositol-N-acetylglucosaminyltransferase (GPI-GnT) complex; membrane. The record is from RefSeq and is a predicted model, not a curated record. The coding region runs from base 1 to 981 and encodes 326 amino acids. Lineage: Eukaryota; Euglenozoa; Kinetoplastea; Trypanosomatida; Trypanosomatidae.
AUGACGACGAGUAGCGGUGAAUGUUCCGUUACGCCCAAUCAUGUGGCCUCGUCAGCAACUUCAACAGCUCCGGUGUGGAGGAAGGUGUUAUAUGAACGGCAGCCCUUUGAGGACAACUACGUGGAUCCCGAAAAGUUCAUGUUGGGGUUGCGGGAGAAUGUCAACCUGAAGACAUAUGAGUACAGCAAGGUCGUCUUAGAUACUUUUGUUGUUGUUCAGCAGUUGACGUUUGUUGUGUUUUUUCUUUUUGCCUUCACUGUGAUGUACUCGGAGGAGGGGAACGCGUACGCGUUGACUUGGAUCAAUGCCGCACUCUUUGCGCUUUCCUUUGUGUUUUACGUGAAACUGCAGCACCAACAGGCCAUGGAGCAGGGUGAAACCCCAACGCCGCUUCUCCAGCAUGUAGUGGGACUUGGGAGGCAGGUUCUUCCUCUGGUUGCCGUGAUUAUUCUUUUUUCACCCAUUCUGCAGACCCUUACGGCAACCUACAGUAACGACACUAUUGUUGCCCUUAGCACCUUUGCUAUGUGCCUUCAUGUGUUGUUAACAGACUACAACUACCUGAACUGCAACACGGAAAAAUGUCAACAGAAUACGUCGGUUAGUGCUGCAACAUUUGGUACAAUUCUUGUGGCCUCUCGUAUUCAAAGUUUUUUUCGUAGCGGUGCCUUGAUCACAUUUGGUAUUCUAUGCUUUACGCUUUCGCCCAUUCCAAGGCAUCACCUCAAACGCACUUCUUCCACAGCGCAUGUGGGACUCACAUUUGCGCUCUGUGGGUUAGCCGCUGGGUGUUUGAUGCAGGUGCCCAUACUUGCUGUGGUGUACUGCCUUUUGGUGGUGGCCGUGUCUUUGGUUAUCCCAUGGUGUUUUCUGACGUUGCAUGGCAGCAUGAAAAAACAAAUCAACGGCCCAUGGGAUGAGGCAAAGCCAACCAAUAGCGCCGCUGCAGCGGAGUGGGCAAACGCUGGCCUUCUGCAUUGA